AUGGGUGUAACAAUUCCCACCCCAGACCAGCUCGAAAAGUACGGUUAUCGCAAGUCGAGAAUCGUCGACCACACCUUGGACGAUGCCUGCCUCGAAACUCGGUGUCCUCUUGACAACGGACGGCACCACGGCCAACCACUGCCCCGACGUCCUCCGCGCCAUCGACCCUCUCCGGCGGCAAGUUGCGCAACAUGCGACCGUUUCGGUGGCUAUCUCUACCUCGUCACCUGCAAACGCGUCUGCUACUUUUGCUUCACCACAGAUCUGCUGUACUUCCCCGUGUCCGCCACGCUUGCGAGUAAGCCCACUCGCUUCACACGGAGAGAACUCAAGUGCCUGCCUCAUAUCUUCAGUCUGCCAGGACACUUCACGGAGCGCAACAAGCUAGUAAGGGGCAGGGUCAUGCUGUUGGACCGUCAGUCCUUGCUCAACACGGCAUCGGAGGUUUCCAGUCAGACAUUCGACGAGGGACUCGGGCAACUCGGCCUCACCACGAGGGAACCUCGACGAUACAUGUUCAUCAUUUCGGCACCCUACUUUACCUCAUCCAGUCACUCAGCCGAUUGGGGCGUCUAUUGCAAUAGAUGCAUCGACAAUAGGGAGCCUGCGAUGCAUUUCAGGAAUAAGUACACAGAAGAUGGCUUUGUAGAUCACAUGGCAUGA
This is a messenger RNA of Ilyonectria robusta, 663 nucleotides long. RefSeq lists its product as uncharacterized. NCBI's taxonomy places the organism in Eukaryota, Fungi, Ascomycota, Sordariomycetes, Hypocreales, Nectriaceae. The coding region runs from base 1 to 663 and encodes 220 amino acids. The record is from RefSeq and is a predicted model, not a curated record. The transcript is spliced from 2 exons.